Messenger RNA from Glycine soja, 1862 nucleotides. RefSeq names its product wee1-like protein kinase. Gene Ontology annotation, molecular function: protein kinase activity; ATP binding. The coding region runs from base 37 to 1560 and encodes 507 amino acids. The transcript is spliced from 10 exons. Gene Ontology annotation, biological process: protein phosphorylation. Lineage: Eukaryota; Viridiplantae; Streptophyta; Magnoliopsida; Fabales; Fabaceae. The record is from RefSeq and is a predicted model, not a curated record.
UUGAAGCAAGCUCAGCACUGUGAUUCGUCGCUGUCGAUGGUGAAGAUGAAGGGGAAAAGCCAAAGCCAAAGGAUUGGAAAAAAGAGUAGAAAAAUGAAGGGCGCGUUGAGUACCACUACCAACACCACUAGACACUUGCAGCUUCAGCUAGGUCAAGUGUCCCUCAUUCCACUCCAACAACCGUCUUCUACUACUGCUACUACUUCUUCCGCAGUUUCUUGCUUCCAGAACCUUCUAGAUGCAGAAGCUCCCAAUGCGUCUUCCUCUCGCGUGGCGCUCAUCGACAACGCUGCCGCCGCCGCCGCCGCCGCCGACGACAGAGACUUUAUUCUCAGCCAGGAUUUCUUUUGCACUCCGGAUUACAUAACUCCGGAUAACCAGAACGUUUUCAACGGCUUUGAUUGCGAUAGGGAAAAUACGCCUUGUCCCAAAUCGCCGGAGAAGCUCAACACUACCAAAAGCAAGAGAUGCCGACCUGAUGCUAUGUCAGUACACCCUCUCAGCCCUACCUUCUGUAGUGACCAUCAACCAGUUGUGGAACUUGGAAAGGACUCUGGUACCGAAGAACUGGCUCUUGAGAAAACAAUAGCACCUGGGAAACCAAAGGCUCAAAAUUAUGUGUCACAUUCUGCAGUUGCAUUGCGUUGCAGGGUUAUGCCUCCUCCUUGCUUUAGGAACCCCUAUUUAAAAGACGUAUCAGACAAGGAUUUAGAUCCUUUUGGAAACCAAAGAUUGAAAUGUGCAGGUCUCUUCCCUGCAUUUACUGGUGGUGAUGGGCUUUCACGCUACCGCGCUGACUUUCAUGAAAUUGAGCAAAUUGGCAGAGGGAACUUUAGUAGUGUUUUCAAAGUAUUAAAACGAAUAGAUGGUUGCUUGUAUGCUGUGAAGCACAGCACCAGACCAUUACGCCUGGAAACAGAAAGGACAAAAGCUUUGAUGGAAGUUCAAGCUUUGGCAGCCCUAGGUUUGCAUGAGAAUAUUGUGGGCUACUAUUCUUCAUGGUUUGAAAAUGAACAACUGUACAUUCAGAUGGAGCUAUGUGAUCACAGCUUAUCUAUAAGAAAAUACUCCGCUUUAUUUACAGAAGGACAAGUGUUAGAUGCCUUAUUUCAGGUUGCCAAUGCACUGCAAUUUAUACACGAGAAGGGAAUAGCUCAUCUAGAUGUCAAACCUGAUAAUAUUUAUGUGAAAAAUGGUGUUUAUAAGCUUGGUGAUUUUGGAUGUGCAACUCUUCUUGAUACUAGCCUGCCAAUUGAGGAGGGCGACGCACGUUAUAUGCCCCAGGAAAUCCUUAAUGAGAAUUAUGAUCACCUUGACAAGGUUGAUAUCUUUUCCUUGGGAGCUUCUAUUUAUGAACUAAUUCGUAGGUUGCCUUUGCCAGAAUCAGGAUGUCAAUUUUUAAAUCUUAAAGAGGGCAAGUUUCCCCUUCUGCCUGGUCAUUCGUUGCAACUUCAAAACUUGCUCAAGGUCAUGAUGGACCCUGAUCCGGUGAAGCGGCCUUCUGCUAAAGAAUUGAUAGAGAAUCCAAUUUUUUGUAGGAUUCAAAGAACAGCAAGUUGAUAAACCACGAUUUAUUGUGUUUCGGUUGGACCAUAUACGACCGGUCUUGAUUAUGUCAUGGCCAAUUUUGUGAAAUAUCUUUUCGGAUAUGUAUGCACCAAAUUUAUCUCGAGUAUGGUGCAAAUAUUGUAAAUUUAACGGUCCAAUUAUGCAUUGUAUUGUACUAAGGAUCUGCGAAUGACAAUUGGCAAAGACAAGCCCCUUGAAGUAAACAAUUGACUUUUGUUAUUCCUGCUGCAUUUUCUUGUACCUCAUUCGAAGGCAAAGAUUAUAAGAAAGGCUAAAUCGAAUGAAUUAGCGCA